This is a messenger RNA of Metarhizium brunneum ARSEF 3297, 3153 nucleotides long. RefSeq lists its product as uncharacterized. Lineage: Eukaryota; Fungi; Ascomycota; Sordariomycetes; Hypocreales; Clavicipitaceae. The record is from RefSeq and is a predicted model, not a curated record.
AUGGACACGACGGCAGAACCCACGUCGUCAUGUCAUCUUGAGCGUUCAUUCUCGCAGCACAGCGUAGCAUCUACGCGUUCCAUCCGAAGUACUAGAAGUAACCGGAGCACCACGCUGCGUGCUGGUCGCAGUCGCCGGCUCCUCAGUCAGCCAAAUGGCUCAGCAAGCAGUAUCGCUGCGAGCGACAAGUCUUUGACGAGCUUUCCUAGUUUCAGCCCCGACCCUACUGAUGCGAACCUUUUCCACAACAAAGAGGAGCGCCUCAAAACGGCCACUCAGGAUUCAGAGAAUAGCCGUAUGAGGAACCUCAGCAACAGAGGUCUCUCCAUAGUCGACAGUCUGACAGGCAAGAACGCGUCUCGCGAUGCCUUGUUUGAGGAUGCUCCACUGCGACAAUCGAUCCCGGGCGCGUUACACCGGGCUGAUGAUAGUCACAUCGAGCGGCUGAUUUCCCGGCAUGGAGCGGUCCCGCUCGUUCGUCAAAUUGCCGAAGACUUGGCGCAGAGGGAUGUUCAAAUUGCUGCGCUUCGUCGACGAGCCGAUGAGCGGGAGCGAGCGCUCAGGAAAAUUGUUAGGGAAUGUGGUCUGUCAAACAUGGACCUGGAGAACCGGCUCAAGACGGUCGAGGCUGAGAUGCGAUCCAAUGAACGCAGACAUAGCGAUGGGGAGAAUGGGCUGACGGAUCUCAUGAGCGAUGCGAUGCAAGAUACCAUGACAGCGCAUGUAUACGGAGAAACGGAGCGAAGAGACGCUACAGUUCGCGCAGGCGGCAAUAGCAAGGGAACCAUUCGUGGAUGGAAGGAAUACCUCUGGGGAGGCGGAACUGCAAAACGAGGAACCCGUGCGAGCAGUGUCAGUGUCAAUGGCGAGGACGCCAACCCGGCUACUAUAGUGCGCUCACAGUCAAGCAUGGACAGGCGACCGACAAUCCAGGACGAUCUAUUCACUCCUCCGCCGGAACCCAACACAACCACAAACCCGACCAGUUCAAGCCGCGCUUCUAGUGUCCAUUCCACAGCAGCCUCUGAGCGGAAGUCGUCGGUUUCUCUGGCAAGCCUCGCCUUGCGGCUCGUAGCUGGAGGCACCGCGACCCCGCGAGAUGCCGAAGUCAGAGGCAGAGCUGUGAGUGCAUCUGUUCGCGACGCCUCCAGAGCAGGAUCAACUGCCAGUAUUCGGACAGCCCAGUCUGCGCGGGUUGCGUCCAUGGCUGGAAACCCCAAGGCCUUGAUGGCCAUGCGGCGGACUUCUCAGACACCACAACCCUUGACUAGCACAAAACCACAAGCACAAGACAUGUGGAGGAAUAUGGCGAGCAGCCCACCGGAUGCCAUCAAUGCACGCCAGGAAAGUUGCGGCCCUGUUGAGAUGGAUGCUAUUUUGCCACCCGAAUCGCAACCUCCCACUUUAUCCCAUAUCUAUCAGAACAAUGCCCAAGGCGAGUUUCUAACGGAUAGAUUUGGGUUCAUCUACGAUCAGCGCCGGAAGAGGAGACAGCGGGAAGCGGCACAUAUGGCAGAUCAGAUCAAAGGCGGCCGGACUGAGAUGCUCACCAACGGCCGCACCGGCAUAUCUCCAAAUCUUGUUGAAGGGCUUCCAAGCCCUAAAUGGAGCGUCUCAAGUGGUGGCAGACCUGGCAGCCCCAGCAGCCACGAGGAACGAAUCGAAGAUGACAGCAAGCCGAAGCGAUGGCAGGAUUAUCUGAAGAUUGCUACUUUUCCUACUGAGCUGUUGAGCCAUACACCAAGUGUUAGUGCGUCUGCACUGGAGGUAUUGGAGGGCACUGGUGUCUUGACUCCCGAAAUUCACGAGCCGGAACCGUUCAAGGGACCGAGUAUUAUGCCCACAACCGCUGGUUUGGUUCUUCCGCAGCCAAGCACGACAACUGCAGUUGACAAUGAAACCACACAGCCCGCAGAGAGGGACGCAAACGUCACUGCGGUUGUCACGGAAGACACGGAGCCGGUGAAGCUACUACUGGAACAGCUUAGCGAUGUUCACGACGCAUUGCAGCGCGACAAGACGGUGAAAUGGAACGAUUUUCUCCGCAAGGUGAGAGCCGAGCGCCGACGUGAAGGCCAGGCUGCCGUGGCAGCCGCUGCAGCGGUCGCUGAGGCUCGUUUCGAGACACCUGCAGUGAUUCUUCCCGAGACUCGGGUGGCAGACGGUGAAAUCAUUGGCAUCUCGGGCCUUGGGAACAAGGGCAAGGUGGGCCGGGCCAAGUGGAACGAAUUCAAGUCACUGGUGCUUGGCGGCAUACCCGUUGCAUUUCGCGCCAAGGUCUGGUCUGAAUGUUCUGGCGCAAAUGGACUGCGCGUUCCCGGAUACUACGAGGACCUUGUCGCACAAAACGGCGAGGAUGAUGACGCGGCAGUGGUCAGCCAGAUUCAAAUGGAUAUUCACCGAACGCUGACAGACAACAUUUUUUUUCGAAAGGGCCCAGGAGUACAGAAGCUGAACGAACUGCUCCUUGCGUACUCGCGCCGGAACAAGGAUGUUGGAUACUGCCAGGGCAUGAACUUGAUUGCGGCGAAUCUUCUCCUCAUCAUGCCGUCGGCAGAAGAAGCGUUUUGGAUUCUGGCAUCAAUUAUUGAAAGCAUUCUACCCCACGGCUACUACGACCAAUCGCUCAUGGCGUCGCGGGCCGACCAGCAAGUGCUGCGGCAAUUUGUGUCGACGGUGCUUCCCAAACUGUCAGCGCAUCUCGACUCGCUUUCGAUCGAGCUUGAGGCGUUGACAUUCCAGUGGUUCCUGUCGGUAUUUACUGACUGUCUUUGCGCCGAGGCCCUUUUCCGGGUGUGGGAUGUGGUGCUGUGUACUAAUGACGGGAGCACGUUUCUCUUCCAGAUUGCGCUGGCGUUGCUGAAGCUGAAUGAGCAGAAUCUUUUGCAAUGCGACACGCCGGCAGGAGUCUACACAUACAUCAACCACCACAUGACGGAACACGCGAUUAGCAUUGACGGCUUGAUUCAAGCUGGCGAAGCACUGCGACGAGUUGUGCGGCGCGAGGAUAUUGAGCAGCGGCGGAACAAGGCGAUACAGGCGGAGAAGGACAUGCUGGCCGAACGAGAUGGCAAUGCUCAGAAGAGGACGGCCCAGAAGGCAGCGGAGGACGAGGGAUUGAGUGUCGAGGAGCCACGGCCGAUGGAAGCCUAA